Monomorium pharaonis (pharaoh ant) is the source of this 3130-nucleotide messenger RNA. RefSeq lists its product as uncharacterized. The transcript has 5 exons. NCBI's taxonomy places the organism in Eukaryota, Metazoa, Arthropoda, Insecta, Hymenoptera, Formicidae. Bases 295 to 1257 code for a protein of 320 amino acids. The record is from RefSeq and is a predicted model, not a curated record.
AAUUAAUAGCCUUACUGGAAUCCGGAUCAUCCAUUAACGCAUAAUUCCAUCGUAUUACGUAAAAAAGAAGAUAAAAGGGCUUGGAGAAGGAGUGUCAUUGACAUGUUAGCAUUUAACAUGGCAUUUGUUUCGUAACGGAUUGUGAAUAUUAUGGACCCAGUAUUUUAUUCAUGCUUGACCACUGUAUCUACCAGGGUGUCCAAAAAAUAUGUUAUGUCUGUUAAAUACUAUGAAGACAAUAACUCACGGAAAGAAUAACUACUUGGAGGCGCUUGGAGUGUCUUUUUUUAUAUCAUGGAUUGUCAAGCAUCUGUAACUGAUUCAUCACAAGAAGAUUUAGUACCGUGGACCAAGAAACGCAAACUUUCUGUACAAGAUGUACCAUUGCCAAAAAAUGCUUCUUAUAGGACAGUUUAUCGAUGGGCCGAACAUGGUGCUUUAAAUGUAAUAAAGACUGUGGAGAAACUAAACGUUUGUGAUGUUUCAAUUUCUCAUUCAGAUAAUGUCAGCAUUUUUUUACCAGAAACAAAUUUAAUUUCGUCUUCUUUUUCGCACAAUAACGAUGAUGUGAACACAUCUUUUGUGUCAGCUGCACAUGCUGUACAUUCUUUGACUGUAUGUGUGAAUGAUAAUCUCAACACAGAAAUGUUAGACAAUAAUCCAAUCGAAGUAUUGCCAGAAGAAAACUAUAGAAAUGAAAUUCAAAUGAUGAAUAAUUUAUGUGCUGACAUAGUAUCAGAAAAGUUAUUUCAGAACAGCAACAUAACGGUGGAUUCAGAUGGAUGUCACUUGUUAUGUUGUUAUGUAAAACAUCAGAAAACGAAUGCAUGUCUUGUAGAUGAAUUACAGAUUAUAAAAAAAAUACUACUACAGCCUAACAGAAUACCGUCAACAGUCUAUAAAUUGUUUCAAUAUGUAUUAGCUUUUGUACCUUCUUGUAAAAUUAUGGAACAUUUUUGUUGUCAUAACUGCCAAUACUAUUGUGGGAUUGAACCAAUUCUAUGUCCUGCUUGUAACAAUCAUGAACAAUUUAUUCCAUUUUACGAGUUGGACAUAAUAGAACAACUUCGAUAUAUGUUCGAGCAAAGAAAUUUGGCGGAAGUUUUGGAUACAACAGAGAUAUUGCAAUAUAGGGAUAGUAACAUCAUUACCGAUAUAACAGAUGGUUCAGAGUAUAAACGAGUUAACUCUAGACGAAGAAAAUAUGAUCUAACACUGAUAUUGAGUACUGAUGGUGCAUGUUUGAAGAAAAGUUAAAAAAGUAGUUUAUGGCCAGUCAGUUUUAUUAUUGCAGAAGUACCAAUCAAACUUCGUCGUAUGUUUAUGCUGUGCGUUUCAGUAUGGUAUGCUGAUGUAAAACCAGAAAUGAAUACCUAUUUGAUACCUGUAUGUAUGCGGCUGAGAGAUUCCUUUCACAAUGGUGGAUUUACAUGGACUCAUCCCCGAACAAAAUUAAUAUUACGAAGUAAAGUCACAGCUCCUUUAGUGGUGGCUGAUGCUCCUGCAAGGGCGAUGAUACAAAAUAUUCAUAAUUUUAAUGGAACGUAUGGCUGUAACAUUUGCGAAAUAAAAACUUGUCAAACAGAAGAAGGACUGUGACAUAUAAGAGUAUACAAAUAUCAACAUAAUGAAUGCCAUUUGCGAACACAUGAAAGAAUGAUACAAUAUGCUAAUUUGGCUGAAGAAUCUCAUUGUGUUGUGAAAGGUGUGAAAGGUAGAACGAUUGCACAGAUAUUACCUGGUGCUGAUCUCGGUACAUUACUGAUUCCAGAAAUUUUGCAUUCUGUUGCUUUAGUAGUAGUGAAGCAAAUGAUUACUUUGUGAUUAGAGAAACCUGGUGACUGGAAUAUUAAAGUUUACCUUACAGACAUCGAUAUAUUCCUUAUGCAAAUAAAACCUCCAGAUACAUUGAAUCGUCUUCCACGACGUUUAUCUUUGAGCAAAUUUUGGAAAGGUUAUGAAUACUUCUAUUGGGCUUUAUUUUAUUCCAUUUUCGCUAUAAAACCAUUUUUGCCUUUAAAAUAUGUACAACAUUGGAUUCUUUUUGUCAUUGCAAUUCAUAUAUUGUUACAAAAUAGGAUUUGUAUUCAUCCUGAUUUAGAAAAAGCAGAAUAUUUGCUUCAAAAAUUUGUUGAACAGUUUCAGAACCUUUAUGGUGAACGAGAACUUACAUACAACAUUCAUCAAAUGCUUCAUCUAGGUUUAAGUACCAGACGGUGGAGCCCGUUGUCUGCUAAUAGUGCUUUUCACUUUGAAAAUUUUAUAGGAACUCUGUCUGGAAUGGUUCAUGGAUCAAAACAUGUUGGUAAAGAAUUAACUACUAAUAUUAAGAUUUCUCAGGGAAUACAAGUUCUACAAAAUAGAAUCGACAUACAUGAUUCAUUCAAGAUUUUUGAGGAUAAAGCUUUAGGGAAAAGUGUAAAUGUCACGUUUACAGCAGAAGAAAGAAACCUCCUAGCAAGUAAAGGUAUAUUAGCAGACAAUGUAACAGUUUAUUCGAGAGCUCGUAUUAAAGGUGAAAUAUUUACGUCACAAUACUAUAAAUCAAUUAAAACAGCGAUCUACAUAAUAAAGUGUAUAAUGCCGGAUAAUUCAGUUCUUUACGGAUCUAUUCGAUAUUUUGCCAAUCACUUAACAACUAUUUUUUGUAUCAUUGAUCCAUACUCAAUAAAUCAUGCUAAAAUUUUGUUCCACAAAGAAACUCGUGACAAACUUAAUCAUAUUAUUCCCAUAAAAGAUGAAGGUUCACCAUUAAUAUUGCGUACCACAGAUUUACGUCAUGUAAGCAAAGUUCUACAAAUCAAUGAUUACAUUUGUAUAAUUUCUGAAUCAUUGAGGAAAAAUAUGUUGUAACUUUACUCUUGAUAGGCAAUUUAUCUUUUGUAUUUGGUACUCUCAUUUGAUCCUGGUAUAAGAAUUUUGGAGUGUCAAUUAUUCUGUUUUAUGUGUUAAGCUACAUAAUUUAUAUUAUGUGAUUUGCAUUUAUAAUAUAAUAAGCGUGCAAAUCUGUAACAAUACGUAAUAAUAUUAUGCAAUGUUUUAUUGUAUAUAUUUAUACAUGAUAAUUUUUGCGUGAUGUAUGUAAGCCUGCACUUAUCAUAAAGCAUAAUAAAGUUUUAUUUCUUUAUUA